AGAUAUUUCCACAGGCCUCUUUAAGCCACCUGCUUCUCUUCCCUGUUCAGAGCCAUCCCUUGACUUGGAGCUGAAUUUCAGGUUAAAGGGCAGCUAAAACACAAGAGGAUCUACCUUAAAACACAUGGAUCUACCUUACUACCACGGCCCUCUGACCAAGCGUGAUUGUGAGAUCUUGCUGCUCAAGGAAGGAGUGGAUGGCAACUUUCUGCUAAGAGAUAGCGAGUCUAUGCCAGGAGUCCUGUGCCUCUGUGUCUCGUUUAAAAAUUUUGUCUAUACAUACCGAAUCUUCAGAGAAAGACAUGGGAAUUACAAAAUACAGACUUUGGAAGGUACUCCAAAACUGAUCUUUCCAAACCUAAAGGAAUUGAUCUCCAAAUUUGAGAAACCAAACCAAGGUCUGGUGGUUCAUCUUUCAAACCCAAUAAAGAGAACCAGUCCCAACUUGAGAUGGAGAAGAUUGCAAAUUGAACUGAAUGAGAACAAUGACUAUGUGUCUGUCUUGCCUUGAAGAUAAGACUUGAAGAUAAGGACAAAGUAAGUUAAAGAAGAGAUGGGUCAACAGUUCUCACAGAUGGUGACUGCUUCACCUGCAAGUGUAGGUCUGGAAUGACAAAUUUUAAUGGACAAUUCAAAGUUUCCCAGUCUCAGUAAUGAAAGAUCUUCUGUCUACCAGUCUCAGAGAAAUCACUCCUCAUGUCCCUGCCUCCAAGACAUACACCACCAGAAGCCUUAAAGCCUCUUUUCACUUCUUACUCUUAUUUCUUGGAAUGGGAUGCCUGAACCUAUUCUCUCUGACUUCUUAAAGGAACCACAUCACAGCUGAUACCUUCUUUCUGUCAGCUUUAUACAGAGGAAAGAGCACUUGGCAAUGAGUUCAGAACAGUUUCAAUCCUGUGACUGUGACUGUGGAUAACUCACAGUCUCUUUGUUUAUAAAACAAGUGGUUGGGGGUAGUUGGUGGUAAAACACACUGGCCUAAUCUCUCCGAGGAGCCUGGUUGUGUCCAGCGGAGUUAGAGAAUCCAGAAGUGCUGGAAAUGUGUACAGUUCAGUAAGGGAUCAGAGUCUCAUCCUCCCCAAACAGUCAACACAUUCUCUGUACUUGCCUUACUGAUCUUUGUAAGAUUUAUAUUUUUUUUUAAUCAAAGUUAAACCUGUAAUACAACACAAACAUGUUUACUGUAACCUAAAUUUCACAAGUAUAAUGGAACUAUCUUAAGUUAGGAAACCAUGUGGUCAGAAUGGAGCCAUUUUUGAAUUCUCUAACAGGUAUCCAAUCACAACUGUAGCCCUUUUCCAUGCCCCCCUCCCCAGAAUUUUAAAUUAGCUAAUCAUGUAGAGUAUACCUCUGAACUCUUCCUUUCAGAGUGAAGGGCAGUGCUUCAUUCAGGAUAGAAGCAGGCAGACUGCCUGCCCAGGUAUCCUGCUCACUGGAUUCCCUCUGGGGGCACACCUUUUUGCAGAAGAACUUUGUUUUUUGUGUUGCCUUCCCACUUCCAAGCAUGCAUUUGAUAUCUUGCAGCACCCUGAUAAUUCUAACAGUCUUAGUUGUGUCAAGGGCCUUGACCCAACCAUGCACCCUUCUUCUUCAGCCUGGGUUGUUCUUCCUCUGUCUCUUCUCCUUCUUUCUCAUAUUGGCCUUCCUGUCAAACAUGGCCUUAACACACUUUCUUCCUGCUUGUGCCUAAUUCCUCUUAUGCAUCAAUCACUUCAGCAACAUAGAUAUGACUCUGUCCUGUGAUAUAUGUGGGUAUUUUAAAGAUAUCCUCCUAUGUGUGAUUUCUCUUCCCACCUAGGUUCUAAGCCCCAUGCUUGGGUCUCCCUUUUAUCCUCCACAGUGUGUAAAAAUACUUGCUUUACAGAGCUGUGUCCCAUUCAUAGACAUUAUUGACUAGAAGUAUAUUUCUGAAGAGAUAACUGAAUUUUAAGGUCUCUUGAAUUUUUCUGCUAGUUCAAAAGGUUAGUUAGAAUCUUGUUAAUUUCGAAUGUACCAAGUUCAGUGUCCAUCCUUAAACCACAAUGGUUUAAUUUCAGCCCCCUGACCUUUCUUUCAAAGUUAUUAGAAAGAGGAACUCUAGAUUUUAGAUGACAUGAGCAGACAUGUGACUGGAGUCCCAGAAUGUGAAUUCUUGGGUCACAGCAAUCCAAGGUUAUGACCAAAUACAGAAGUGAAAUGCAGCCAAUCAGAAGGGAACCAAUUUCUUCUGGUUGGUUCAGUAAAGCCACCAGAAGCAAGUCUGCUUCCUGUGAUUCAGUUCUAGAACUUUAAUUCUUUCUUAAUGGUGCUAAGAAGCAUGUUCCAGUUUCCAGCAACUACAAUAAUCCUUGGCAAAGAAAAUAGAUUCAAUGAAUAAUUCUCAAAUAAAUGAAUGAAUAAAUCAGUAUAAAACUGUGGUCACUCAUUUUGGAUAGUAGGUAUUUGCUUGAACUUUAUACAUUUCAAAAUUCAGUAGAUGGGGACAACUUCUAAGAUCUUUAAAUUAUAACUCUCUUAGAAGCAAUUUCCUUUUUGUCAAGCACCCAUGCAUAGCAUCUUGCAUGAUGCUUGGUGAGUUUUCAGUACAUUUCUCAAAUAAACAACUAUUAAAUAGCUAUUAAAUAAAUAAACAUUUAAUAGCUGAUGUGAACGUCACACUAUGAAUCCCUGACAUUUUUUAGAAGAUCCUGAACAGGUCACAGGAAGAACAAUUUAAAAAUAUGGGUAUGUGGGAUUGAAAGAGGAAAGCCAAACUAUCAAUAUUUAUUUCAAGUGUUCAAAGUGCUGCUCUGAAAGAUGUUGCAGGCUCACUGGGUACAAUGACAGGCCAAAGAACUUGGACCAACGGUUGGGUGUUUAUAGGAGGACAGUUUUAGCCAAAUAUAAGAACACUGAACCCACUGGAGCUAUCCUACAUCCUAACAGACUGACCAGUAUUAUGAUUCAAUUAGACAAUGAUAUAUUCCAAGGAAGUAGAAGCAUUGAUUUCUGUCCUGAAAAGAAAUCGGACUACCUGAAUGCUGAGGUAACUUCCAAAUCAAGGACAAUCAAAUUUUACUCUCUUCUUUAAUAACUAUAGUGGGUAUCUAUCUCUCUCUUUCUUUUUUUAUUUCAGAAUGGAGAAUUGAGUUUAGCACAUUCUUUCAUUCUUAAUUCACAACCACCAUCAGUUUAUAUAAGAACUCUCUUUUGUUUUAUUGCAUUUUUCUUUCCUUCACCCCUAAUUCCCAUUCCAAGAUCCCUGCCUCUGGAACCAACUCUAUAAUUUUGAUAUAAGAACUUGGACAUGGAUUACCAUUGCAGACUAUAAAGUAUUGGCUAUGAACACCUACAUUUAGCAUUUAUGUACAUGAUAUGGUGAUAUUACUCUAAAUCUGUUAUUUUUUUUUUUUUUUAAUGCACUGCUGAUCCUAUUCCAUAUUGUUGAGUAUCUUAAUUCAGUACCUCUAACUGAUGCUUGAUUUUCCACAGUGUGCAUUUGGCCAUUAUAAACAUGCUACAUCCACUUAUAUGGGUCAUAAGUUUUGCUGUUUACUGGAGUUGCAAAUUUUCACCAUAGAAUCUUAUAUAUUCUGUUAAAUUAAUUUCUAAUUAUUUUUAGUUGUUAUAAAUUAUAUCUUAUGUUUUAUUGUCUUUCUAAUAGUCUAUGGUAGCAGCAAAAUAUUUACUUUCCCAUUUACUACUGGUUUACUUAUUGAUUCUAUUGGGCUUUCAAUAUAAAUGAUUUUUGUCAGCUGUAAAUAUUAUUUUGGUCUUUUCAAUACUUAUGCUUCUUAUUUAUUUUUCAUGUUUACUUCAGUGGCUAAGGGCCUCUAAUACACAUUAAACAGUAGUCAUGAUAGUGGGUAUUUUUGUGUUGU
This is a messenger RNA of Sciurus carolinensis (gray squirrel), 3839 nucleotides long. RefSeq names its product SH2 domain containing 1B (gene Sh2d1b). The record is from RefSeq and is a predicted model, not a curated record. NCBI's taxonomy places the organism in Eukaryota, Metazoa, Chordata, Mammalia, Rodentia, Sciuridae. The transcript is spliced from 4 exons. Bases 125 to 511 code for a protein of 128 amino acids.